This is a messenger RNA of Aedes albopictus (Asian tiger mosquito), 6489 nucleotides long. RefSeq lists its product as uncharacterized. The transcript is spliced from 2 exons. Bases 3249 to 4736 code for a protein of 495 amino acids. Lineage: Eukaryota; Metazoa; Arthropoda; Insecta; Diptera; Culicidae. The record is from RefSeq and is a predicted model, not a curated record.
AGUACUAGACGACUCAGCAGAACAUUCCAGAAGAACUCCAGACAGAAGUCACGCCGUUACUCACGGAAAAUCAACUUCUAAAAUAUCCUGGAAGUUCCUCCUCUCCCACCUUACUUUUUUCGUGUUUUUCAGGAAAGUUAGUGAAUAAAAAAAACUGCCAAUGCUAGUGACCACAACUGCUGUGAUUACUUCAGGGUUUACGAGGAUUACUUCAGAAAUGUUAAUAGAAAUACACUAGAACUACAGCGCUAUUGUAGUGUCUUUUCAUAUUUAAUUAUUUUCACAUUUUAUUUUGCAAUUAUUGACUAUUUGAAAGUGCCCAUCUUGUAGAGGAUCUUUUGUUUCGGUAAACAACAUUUAUUUGACACAUGAUUUGACACUUCUAGGACCUCCACUGAUGCUGGACUUCUGUGGCUUCUAAUGAAGUGUUCAUAGAAUGUCCCCAGUAACUUCUGUUGGAAAUAGACUUGCGGUUCCUCCAGGAAUGAUGCUGGGAUUUAUUUAGAGAUUUCUAGUUGAAUCCACAGGAAGUUUUCCUUGGGUUGCUUGGGCAAUUUCUACUGAAAAUCCUCCAGAAUUUCUUGAAUGAUUCUCAAGAGUAAUUACUGCCGAAUUUUAACUGAUAAUGCUUGAGAAAUCCCAUUCUGGAGAAAUCCAAGGAAUUUCAGCCGAUACUCUAAGUGAAGUUCUUGAAUGAAUCUUUAAAUAAUUCUAUGAAGAAAUCGCCGCAAGACGAAUUUCUAUCCUUGGUGAAAUCACAGGCAGAUAUGUUUUUGAAUCUUUGGAGACACUUCUGAAGUAAUCUUAACAACUAUUUUUAGAAGAAUCCAAUUAAAUUUAUGGAAGAAUUCCGGAAGGAUUGUUCCAAAGAUUUAUCUCCGAAUGCCUAAUGAAAAUUCUUGCUCUAGAAAUUUCUACUGCUCUAGAAAUUCUCGACAAGGAUUUCUCCCGGAUUUUCUCCUGGGAUACUCCUGACCUUCAGAGAUUCACGAAAUCCUCAACAAUUGCCAGCUGGGAUUCCUCCAGAAAUUCUUCUUGAGACAUCUCGACGGAUGUCUCCAUGCAGGGCCGUGCACAGAAAAGGCGGAAAGGAAGGGGUUUUAGGCAUUUUCGGUAAAAGGCGUAGGGGCGCCUAGUACACGAAACUGGGGAAAAGAGAGGGGUUUAACCUCCAAAACCUCCCCCCUUACGUACGGGCUUGUCUUCAUGGACUCCACUAGUAAUUCCUCCUGUAGUUCCUCCAGAGAUUUUUCCAAGUUCUUUCAGGAGUUCCUCUUGGGGUUCCUUCAAAAAUUCUUCAGGCACAAUUAACAAUUCUUACUGGGAUUCUUCCAGCAAUUCCACCUGAUGCAAUUUAUUCGUGGAUUUUUUUCCAGAAAUUUUGUAUUCCUGCUGGGAAUCCUCUUGAGAUUACUUGAAAUUACUGCUGGGAUUCUUCUAGUCAUUUAUGGUAGGAAUUAGCCGGGAGUUUUUUAUUGACACCCCAUGCAAUACGCGAAGGAAAUGCCCAUGGAAUUCCUGAAGGGUUCUCAAGAGCAAUUAUUGGAGGUAUUCGUAAUGAAAGUGCUUGAAAAUUUUCCGUUAGAAUUCCAGAACCUAUUCUAGUAUGAAUUCCUGAAAGAAUCUCAGCAGCAAUUACUGGAGGAAAAAACUCCAUACAAAAAAAAAUCAUCGUCUUUUUUUUACAUGAUUCGUCGAGAAAUAGUGAGACUUUUUUUACGCGGUUUUUUGAAUUUUGAACUGAGUUUUUGUUUUACGCGGUACGUAUCCCCCGCGUAGAAACAACCUGAUUUAUUUAGAUAGUAUCUAUGCAGUUUGUUGCCCUUAGAGAUCCUGCGGGAAAUCCUUCAGGAGGACUUCCAGCAGGACUUCUUUGUAGAUUCGCACCACGGAUUCCUCGAAAAAUCCCAGCAGCAUGCCAGGAGCAAUUUCAACAGAAAUUCUCAAAGGAAUCUGAAGAGGAUUUCCAAUAAGAAUAAGAGAAUACAUUCCUGGUCGAAUCCCCAGAGGAAUUCUGAAGGAAUCCCUGGAAAAAAAAUCUCAGAGAGAAUUUCUGGGAGAAUCCAUAUAAAAGUAACUACAGGGAUUGCAGGAUGAAUUCUAUUUACUUACGUUCAGUCCUGGGCACCCACGGUGGUGCAGAAGGCCGAAUAGAGAGAUCUCCAUCCUGGGCGAUUGCCAGCCAUCGCCUUGACUUGUGGCCAGGUCAAAUUUCUGUCGACUUGCUUGAUUCCGUUGUUGAGGCUGCACCGCCAUGAGCUGGAUGAAUCCCAUAAUGAAUUAUUGUAGGAACCCUAGCAAGAAAGAAAUUUCAGAAAUAAUCCCUGAGUAGUUAUUGGAUGGGCUGCAAAACGGUGAGUCGAUAAGGAGAGCAUCCAAUAUAGCUCUGGUCCUCACAAGUUCCUACCUCAUGCUUCCACGGGUCAAGCGAUGACAAAGACCGCCAGCUAAGAGUUGAGGGCUUAGCUGGUAGUGCAGCCUGGGCACUGUUAUCCUUCUGACUUCAGCUAGAUUGAGGAGGUACGAUCCGAGCGUCUGUCCACCAAGGAGGUGCGGCUCAAACAGCGUCUGUUCUGGCAUCCAGCGGCUGAGUAAGAAACGCUGCACCACGCCCAGUUAGAUCCAAGGUGGUAGCCCCAUCAGCGUGGUCGUCCCAGUGUUGGUUGGGACGUUAAACAGAACUGGCACGACGGCCCUCCGGCGAGAUAGGAGUGUUGGCGUAGGCCCAAUAAGCCACCCGUAAAAAUCCCCAUUGCGAAUAACAUAGGAGAAAAUACUACUCGAUACAAUCGGCAAAGACCCACGCGACGAAAUAAGGACUACGAUUGGAAACUUGGAACAUGGAAUUGCAAGUCACUAGGUUUCGCAGGAUGUGACAGGAUAAUCUACGACGAACUACAUCCCCGCAACUUCGACAUCGUGGCGUUGCAGGAACUUUGUUGGACUGGACAGAAAGUGUGGAAAAGCGGGCAUCGAGCGGCUACCUUCUACCAAAGCUGUGGCACCACCAAUAAACUGGGAACAGGAUUUAUAGUGUUGGGCAAGAUGCGACAACGUGUGAUUGGGUGGCAGCCGAUCAACGCAAGGAUGUGCAAGUUAAGAGUUAAGGGCCGUUCAACUACAGCAUCAUCAACGUCCACUGCCCACACGAAGGGAGACCCGAUGACGAGAAAGAAGCGUUCUACGCGCAGUUAGAGCAAACAUACGAUGGUUGCUCGCCGCGUGACGUGAAAAUCGUUGUCGGCGACAUGAACGCGCAGGUAGGAAGGGAGGAAAUGUACAGACCGGUAAUCGGGCGAAACAGCCUGCACGCCGUAUCGAAUGAUAACGGCCAGCGAUGCGUAAACUUUGCAGCCUCCCGUGGUGUGGUAGUCCGAAGCACCUUCUUCCCCCGCAAAGAUAUCCACAAAGCCACCUGGAGAUCACCCGACCAUCAAACAGAAAACCAAAUCGACCACGUUCUAAUCGACGGUAAAUUCUUCUCGGAUAUAACCAACGUCCGCACAUACCGCAGUGCGAAUAUAGAUUCGGAUCACUACUUAGUCGCUGUAUGCAUGCGCUCAAAACUUUCGACAGUUAUCACCACGCGUCGAAGUCGAACGCCGCGGCUCAACAUCGAGCAACUUCGUAACGUAGAAGUGGUUCAAGACUACGCGCAGCAGUUAGCAGUGGCCCUACCAACGGAAGAGCAGCUUGGCGCAGCUACACUUGAAGAUGGCUGGAGGGACAUCCGAUCCGCCAUAGCUAGUACCUCGGCUACAGCACUAGGCUUCGCGACUCCGAAUCACAGAAACGACUGGUACGACGGCGAAUGUGAACAGUUGAAAAACGAGAAGAAUGCAGCAUGGGCGAGAAUGCUGCAACACCGUACGAGAGCGAAUGAGGCACGUUACAAACAGGCGUGGAACAGGCAGAACUCAGUCUUCCGGAUGAAGAAGCGCCAGCAGGAAGAACAAGAUCGCGAAGCAAUGGAAGAGCUGUAUCGCGCUAAGGACACACGAAAGUUCUACGAGAAGCUGAACCGUUCGCGCAGAGGCUUUGUGCCACAAGCCGACAUGUGCCGAGGUAAUCACGGGAAUAUUCUCACGAGCGAGCGUGAGGUGGUCGAGAGGUGGCGGCAGCAUUACGAUGAGCACCUCAAUGACGACGUUGCAAGUACCGAAGGUGGCGUGGUAACAGAUCUAGGAGUAUGUGCACAGGACGAAAGACUUCCGGCCCCUGACCUUCAAGAGAUUGAGGAGGAGGUUGGCCGGUUGAAAAACAACAAAGCCGCUGGAGCAGAUCAACUACCAAGCGAGCUUCUAAAAUACGGUGGAGAAGCACUGGUGAGAGCACUACACUGGGUCAUUACCAAGAUUUGGGAGGAGGAAGUAUUACCGGAGGAAUGGAUGGAAGGUAUCGUGUGUCCCAUCUACAAAAAGAGCGACAAGUUGGAUUGCGGGAACUACCGCGCGUUCACACUACUGAGCGCUGCCUACAAGAUACUCUCUCAAAUUUUAUGCCGCCGUCUAUCACCGAUUGCAAGAGAGUUCGUGGGGCAAUAUCAGGCUGGAUUUAUGGGUGAACGCGCUACAACGGACCAGAUGUUCGCCAUCCGCCAGGUGUUGCAGAAAUGCCGCGAAUACAACGUGCCCACACAUCACUUGUUCAUCGAUUUCAAAUCGGCGUAUGAUACAAUCGAUCGAGAACAGCUAUGGCAGAUUAUAUGCACGAAUACGGAUUCCCGGAUAAACUGAUACGGUUGAUCAAGGCGACGAUGGAUCGAGUGAUGUGCGUAGUUCGAGUAUCAGGGACACUCUCGAGUCCCUUUGAAUCUCGCAGAGGGUUACGGCAAGAUCUUUCGUGCUUGCUCUUCAACAUUGCUUUGGAGGGUGUAAUAAGAAGAGCGGGGAUAAACACGAGUGGGACGAUUUUCACGAAGUCCGUUCAGCUGCUUGGUUUCGCCGAUGAUAUUGAUAUUAUUGCUCGUAAAUUUGAGACGAUGGCGGAAACGUACAUCCGACUAAAGAGUGAAGCCAGGCGUAUCGGAUUAGUCAUUAAUGUGUCGAAGACAAAGUACAUGAUGGCAAAGGGCUCCAGGGAGGAAUCACCGCGCCCGCCACCCCGAAUUCAUAUCGACGGUGAUGAAAUCGAGGCGGUUGAAGAAUUCGUGUACUUGGGCUCACUGGUGACCGCCGACAACGACACCAGCAGAGAAAUUCAGAGGCGCAUUGUGGCAGGAAAUCGUGCCUACUUUGGACUUCACAGAACUCUACGAUCGAUUAAAGUUCGCCGUAACACGAAGUUAACCAUCUACAAAACGUUGAUUAGACCGGUCGUCCUCUAUGGGCACGAAGCAUGGACCCUACGUGCAGAGGACCAACGCGCCCUUGGAGUUUUCGAAAGGAAGGUGUUACGUACCAUCUACGGCGGAGUGCAAAUGGAAGACGAGACUUGGAGAAGGCGAAUGAACCACGAGCUACAUCAGCUGCUGAGAGAACCAACCAUCGUCCAUACCGCGAAAAUCGGGAGGCUACGGUGGGCGGGUCACGUCAUCAGGAUGUCGGAUAGCAACCCGACUAAAAUGGUUCUCGAGAGUCAUCCGACCGGUACAAGAAGACGUGGAGCGCAGCGAGCUAGGUGGGUCGACCAAGUGGAGGACGAUCUGCGGACCCUACGCAGAGUGCGGAACUGGAGACAAACAGCCAUGGACCGAGUGGAAUGGAGGCGGCUACUAUGUACAGCAGAGGCCACCCCGGCCUUAGCCUGACCUGUAAGGUAAGUAAGAGAUUCUUCUGCAAGAACCCCAGUGGACGUUAUGAAGGAACUCAUUUGAGUUCAGUGUUUAAAAAUUACUCAUGAUUUUUAUAAAAGGCAUUACAAUUAGAAAUUUUGAUAAAUACUAAAUUGCAUAAAGAACACAACGGAAAAUCUUUAACACAAACUAUGACCUUCGCACCCCCCAUUCCCCACUAGUUCUACCAUCUCGUUGAAUUAUUUAUGCCAGGCGCGUAGUUUGCGGCAGGUAGCGAGCAAAUUGAACAAAUUCUGCCACAGUCUACGGCGGACUUUCGGCUUGGCUCAAAUUCUCGUUCGACGCGCGGUUCUCGCUAAAUUUCGUCCGAGAAAAGUGACACGCUUAAUUUGACACUUUGCGCGCUUUUGGGGUGUUAUUUUCCUCCGAUGUGAAUAAACUUGGUCUUUUGUUGAGGAGUGAUCACGUUGUGAAUAGUUGUGAAGAAAAAUACCGAACAAUGAAACCUAAAACAGUGUCUGCAUUACAGCAAUAUUUACGCCCAAGAUGAAUCAAGCAAUGUGUGAAAAGUGAUGAAAAUUCAAGAAAAAUAGUGAAAUUCCAUACAGGAAAGCGCAGCCAGUGUAUUGGAAGAAAAUGCCCCAGGAAGGCACCCGAAGCAAUCGAGAAUACUGUUAAGUGUUGCUAUCCACCAGUAGUCAGUACAGCAAGAACAAGAACAAGUGCAGAAAGUGCAGAAAAGUUGGAGUCGUCAU